Molecule: messenger RNA, 2547 nt
Organism: Musa acuminata subsp. malaccensis (wild Malaysian banana)
Lineage: Eukaryota; Viridiplantae; Streptophyta; Magnoliopsida; Zingiberales; Musaceae
Source: RefSeq, a predicted model, not a curated record
AUUGUAAAGUCACUUGCACAAGCCACCUCAUGGCCUGAGGCUUACAGGGAAGCAAUGGAGAUCUCACUAUCCAGCAGCCACUGGUGUGCCAUGGAGAUCAAUAAACAAUGCCCAGCUGCAUUAUUGUAUUUAGUGUCUGUUAUUUCUGUCCUUCCUUUUUCUUUGUAGCAUUAGCAUGUGUAUCCACUCAUGCCAGCUCAUGUUUGCAAUGCUUCCUAGUUGAUCCAGUGGUGUUCUCCAUCCCUUACUCCAGCUCUACUUUCUCUUAUUAUCUUCCAAGUCCUUUCUUUCUCUGCCAUUACAGCCAUUAUACCCAAUCUUGCCUCCAUGGCCUCUGAAGCUUCUGUGACAGAUCAGACUGUUAAGGAGCACAUGGGGACUAAUGUCUCUGAUAACAUAAAUAAUGCUGAUGAGGCUCUUCUCUCAAAGAUUGAAGAUCUAAAAGGAAAAGAUGAAGAGGAAAUAUCCAAAGGAAAAGAUGAGGAAAAAGUUGAUGCGAAGAAGGAUCCAACAACUGUUGAAGCACCUACAGCUGAACCAGAAGAAAAGCUGGACCAAGAAGUGGCCACUGUAAUUGAGGAGGUGGAGGAAGAAGCCAAAGAUAAGUUUUAUUUAGAACCAUCAGUUGAAGCUGAAGAAAAGGAACUGAAGGACAAAUCUGAUGCACUUGUCACUCCUGAGCCACUGAAUGAACCAGUAGAUCAACCAACAGAGAUUUCGGAACCAUCUGUUGCAGAAGAACCAGUCGAAACACCGAAAGAAAAUGCUCAUUCAGAAACUGUGACUGAAGAAUCAACGAGUGCUGAAGAAUCUUCUGAAGUUUCUGCUGCAGUUAGUCCUCCAUCACUAACAGAUGACAAGCCCGUCGAAUCACCAACUCUAUGCAAUGUCCAAGAGCCUGCUCCUAAUGCAACUGUAGCACUCAAUGCUGUUGAAGCAGCAGCAGACAGAGAGACUGCAUGUGAUGGGGUUGCGGUCAGUCCUGAAUCAUCAAAACAACUUCCUCCAAUUGAAACUAUUGAAUCGGAAAGCUCAGAUGCAGUUACUGUGGUUCCUUCUGUGAAUGAGCUCAUAGAAUCCACUGAAAGGACAGAUGAUGAUCGUAAUGCUGAUUCGGAUACUAGGAAAUUAGCAGGAGAAGAGCUUGUGCCUGAAGUUGAAGUUGCUGAACGUAACGCAGAGCCAGUAGUUGAUGUUAAGCAGGAGCAAGAAAACACUAUGGAUGUUGAGGCAACAGCUUUAAGCAAAACAAAUCAAUCAGUAGAGGUUUCUGAAGAUGUCAAAGUGAUUGUUGAGACAAAGAAUGAAAAUUUGGAAGGUGAAGACUUGAGCUUGGAUACUAUAAAAUCAGCAGAAGAGAUUGUGCCUGAAGUUGAAGAUGCUGAACGUAACACAGAGCUUGAAGUUGAAGUUGCUGAACCCAUCACACAGCCUGUCGUUGAUGUUAAGCAGGAGCAAGAAAACACUAAGGAUGUUGAGGCUACAGAUUUAAGCAAAAUAAAUCAAACAGUAAAUGCUUCUGAAGAUUUCAAAGUGAUCAGUGAGACAAAGAAUGAGAAUUUGGAAGGUGAAGACUUGAGCUUGGAUGCUAAGAAAUCAGCAAGAGAAGAGUUUGUGCCUGAAGUUGAAGUUGCUGAACAUACCGAAGGGCCAGUAGUUGAUAUUAAGCAGGAGCAAGAAAAAACUAUGGAUGUUGAGGCAACAGUUUUAAGCGAACCAAAUCUCAAAGUAAAUGCUUCUGAAGACGUCAAAGUGAUUGGCGAGAUGAAGAAUGAGAAUUCGGAAGGUGCAGACUUGAGAUUGGCUGAAACAUCUCGAGACAUCGACUUCGCUGGAGUCGAAAAUAAGGCAUCUGCUAAGAAUCAAGAAUGUGAUCCUAAAGACUCUGAGACAGCAGCAAAGCCAGUAGUCAAGCAGACCCUUUUGGAUAAAUUUGUAGAAGAGAGUACAGAAGACAAAGAGAAAGAGAGUGUCAAAGUUUAUGAUCAAAGUCUAGCUGCUUCCACUAAAGAUGAUGAUGGUGCUACAAAAACAGAUGGGGCUCCUAAAUCAGAAACACCUGCUAAGAAAUCACAACGAAACAUAAUAUCAAAGGUGAAGCAGUCGAUUGUCAAGGUGAAGAAGGCGAUCAUUGGGAGAUCGCCAAGUUCGAAGACCAUGGCAGCUGCUGAAGGAAUCGAAGACACAAAACAAAAGUAGAUGGAGACUGGAUGAACACGGUUGCAUGGCUUUGAGUGUAAUAUGUUCAUGUUUUCUGUUCUUGGUUGUUCUUUUGUGCUUCUGUGUUGUUUAAGCAUGUUCGGCAACCUGCCUCCCAGAAAUGUGCCUGAUAUUUGAUGGCCUGUCAUGAAGCUUGUGUAUCUCUGCUUCUGCAGCUAUCCAAAUCCGAGGGAGAACUCAUCGAAGCUGUUGGCCUCUGAUCAGUAGCUGGGAAGAGUUCUUUGUGGUUUCCAUUGGCUUCCUUGUCAUUGAUUUGUAAUAUUUUUGGAGGUGUUCAUAUUAUUUACAAGACAUUCUUUUGGUUGUGAUAUGCAUAAUCUUCUUCUA